This is a messenger RNA of Mycotypha africana, 1622 nucleotides long. RefSeq lists its product as uncharacterized. The record is from RefSeq and is a predicted model, not a curated record. The transcript has 13 exons. Gene Ontology annotation, molecular function: 4 iron, 4 sulfur cluster binding; coproporphyrinogen oxidase activity. The coding region runs from base 297 to 1613 and encodes 438 amino acids. Gene Ontology annotation, cellular component: cytoplasm. Gene Ontology annotation, biological process: porphyrin-containing compound biosynthetic process. NCBI's taxonomy places the organism in Eukaryota, Fungi, Mucoromycota, Mucoromycetes, Mucorales, Mycotyphaceae.
AUCUUCCACUGCUGAAUUAGUCCUUUUGUUUGUGAUUAUCCACUUCAAGCCAGUCACCUGUUAUUGGAGAAGAAACAUCUUUUUCAAAAAAAAAGGCGGAGCUGACAAGGCAGUAUGUUUAGCCCUUUGCCUUUUUAGCCCUCUGCAGAUUCAGUUCCUAUCCUUGCUUGUUGCUAGAAAUCCUCAAAACAAAGCGGCAUACUUUUACACAAGACCUUUUCAUUGCAUUUUUCUUACAAGUGUUCUUUAUCUGACAGAUCCACUUUGCAGAUGGCUAAACGAUCUUAAUCGUAAAGAUGACAUUGCUCAAAAGCUUGGCUACACGCUUGUAUACUCAAAGAUCUCAUACACCAGGGUCCUUCUCAAUUUAUAUUCACUGGCCUUAUUGUGAAAGUAAAUGCACUUAUUGUAACUUUAAUAAGUACGUUAAUCCUCAACACCCUCCUCAUGAUCGUUUGAUAAACGCCUAUAAAUCCGAACUUCAGUAUUACUUUUCAAAUGAAGCAAAAUAUAAGCUGAAAAAGCGAAAAGUACAUUCGGUUUACUUUGGUGGCGGAACUCCUAGUCUUAUGAAGCCCUCAGGAGUUCGAGCCAUUCUGGAGACAAUCGACCAGCGGCUAGGAUUGAAUAAUGAUAUGGAAGUAACUUUGGAAGCCAACCCAACCUCGAUAGAAUCAUUCAAAUUACGAGACUUUAAACGGGCCGGCAUAAAUAGAGUCUCUCUAGGAAUUCAAUCAUUGAUAACUGAAGAUCUUAGAUUAUUGGGACGGGAUCAUUCAGGGCAAGAAUCAAUCAAAGCACUCUUAUUGGCUAAAGAAAUUUUUGGUGAGAAAAGAGUUACGUUUGAUAUGAUCUAUGGUCGUCCAGGGCAAACCGCAAAAGGUUGGGUACAAGAAUUGAAGCAAGCACUUGAACUAGCAGGAGACCAUGUAUCUAUAUAUCAGCUGACUGUUGAAAGGAGUACACCGUUGCAUAAACAGUCGUUAAAGAAACAAUUACCACAUAUACCAGAUGUAGACACGGCAGCGGACAUGUAUGAAAAGACUGUACAAAUAAUGAAAGAUUACGGCUAUACACAGUAUGAAGUCUCCAACUAUGCUAAGCAUCAAGAGGCUAUCAGUCGACAUAAUUUUUCUUAUUGGCAAGGCAUGGACUAUCUAGGGAUAGGUCCUGGUGCUCAUGGUCGCUUAGCAGAUUUUGAGCUGAAACAAAAAGUUAGGACUUUUGGUGAAUUUCAUCCAAACAAGUAUAUAAAUUUAUGUGAACAAGAAGGCGAAGGACUUCGUAAAAUAGAACCUGUUCCAUUAACCAUUUUGGCUGAGGAAAUGAUCAUGUUUGGACUGCGUACACGUAUGGGCAUACCCAGAACACGAUUCACCGAUACAACUGGUAUGGUUUUGGAUAAUUUUCUCGACCGGGAUGCUUUAAAAAUGUUCAUUGACUUAAAAUUGCUGGUGGAUGAAGCUACAAUCAUGGAUAAAAAAAUACAUAACUACACGCCUAAGGAGCUUAUACAGGAAUGGAACACCUCGGGUGGUAUACGACCUACAGAUGCAGGCUUAGAAAAGAUAGAUUACAUACUUCCCAGAAUUUUAAAAACAAGAGAAGGAUAAAUUAAAGAU